Drosophila pseudoobscura is the source of this 989-nucleotide messenger RNA. RefSeq lists its product as uncharacterized. Gene Ontology annotation, molecular function: nucleic acid binding. NCBI's taxonomy places the organism in Eukaryota, Metazoa, Arthropoda, Insecta, Diptera, Drosophilidae. The record is from RefSeq and is a predicted model, not a curated record. The coding region runs from base 9 to 944 and encodes 311 amino acids. The transcript is spliced from 2 exons.
AGCAAAUAAUGGCAGAUCUUCCGGUGGACAGAGUCAGCGAAUCUCGUGCAUUUUUAGUUACCGGCGUGGACUAUUGCGGUCCGUUCCUGUAUAAAUCAGAAGUUCGAAACCGCCCCCCACUAAAGUGCUACAUGAGCAUUUUUAUAUGCUUCUCCACCAAGGCGGUUCACAUCGAGCUUGUGAAGGAUCUUACAACAUCUGCGUUCCUCUCUGCUCUUCGCCGUUUCAUUUGCACCCGUGGAAGACCGAUUCGUAUUUGGUCAGAUAAUGCCACAAAUUUUGUUGGAGCGCGGAACGAACUGGCGGAACUUAAGUCGCUAUUCCUAAGCGACAGUCAUCAAGAAGCCGUGCAUCAAGCUUGUCUCAACGAUUGCAUCGAUUGGCGUUUCAUUCCUCCUAGAUCGCCACAUUUUGGAGGAUUGUGGGAGGCGUCAGUCAAGCUUGCUAAGCAUCAUCUUCGACCUACCCUCGGAUCCUCGCUUCUUGGAUUUGAUGAGCUGCGCACUCUCGCGUGCAAUAUCUGUGCAAUCAUUAAUUCAAGGCCAUUGUUUCCUCUUUCAGAGAACCCUGCAGAUCUCGAUGUACUCACGCCCAGCCAUUUUCUAGUUGGCGCCCCUAUCACAACCUUCUUGGAGCCUGACUUGGUUCAUUUAAACGUCGAUCGCUUGGACCGUUGGCAGAAGGUCACACAGCUUCAGCAAAUUCACGUCAAUGAUGUCGUUCUUGUUAAGGACGAGAACUUCCCUCCUCUGAAGUGGCCUCUAGCGAGAAUCCUCGAGCUCAUCCCAGGAGCUGAUGGCGUAUCUCGAGUCGCCUUGAUCAGGAUGGCUACAGGUGUUAGCCGAAGAGCACUUGCAAAACUAUGUCUAUUGCCUCUACGAGAUGAGGUGAAAGGCAUGGAUCCUUCCACGGGGGGAGUAUGUUCGGGCGAAGCCCGAGUGUAAAUUUUAUACCAUUGUUUUAUUGCCUAUCAAUUCACUUUCUUUUCU